Drosophila ananassae is the source of this 5946-nucleotide messenger RNA. RefSeq names its product keratin-associated protein 6-2. NCBI's taxonomy places the organism in Eukaryota, Metazoa, Arthropoda, Insecta, Diptera, Drosophilidae. The record is from RefSeq and is a predicted model, not a curated record. The transcript has 6 exons. Gene Ontology annotation, molecular function: RNA binding. Bases 279 to 4106 code for a protein of 1275 amino acids.
UCCCAAAGAACAUCGAUAACCGAUAUUUUAGCGAAAAAUAUAUAUUUUCGACAUCCCUAAACGAGUCGGUGUGAAAAAAAGCCAAAGUGUACACCUCGGGGGACUAUUUUCGAGUGGAAAAACGCGCGCGUCCAACCUACGAAUAGUGGUUUGUGAUCCCGAUCCAAAAUCAUCCCGGUCCCCUGUCCAAGAUGCAAUAAAAACGCUCGUUCCACUUCUCCUAAAAACACACACACACAUAGGCGCGUCGCCGAGUGUCAACAGCUGCCCUGGUCAAAAUGUCGGACAUUAACGAUGACCUGCUCAACUACGAACUGGGCGAUGACAGCGACGACAUCGACGACCAGGCUCUGCUCGGAGCCGACGAGGACGAGUUGCUACUCUCGGACGAAGAGCUGGAAAAAGAUGUCACCAGCGAGGUGAAGCUGCAGAUGCGGGCCGAGGCCGAGGAAUGGGCCCAGGAACAAAUCCGCCAGCACGAGCGCAAGCACAAGGAACAAUUACAGGCGGGAGUGGCCGCUGUGGCGAAAUGUGCCACUGGCAACGGCGGAGGUGCAGGAGUUGUCGGAGCAGGAGCACCUGCGGCAGUGGCGCCUGAACCAGUAACUGUAGCUCCCACUGUUGUGCCAGUUACGUCCCUGGCUCCUCCCGAGGAGACCCCCACAAUAGGACAGGAGUCCCAAACCAUGGAGCUACCCACGCCCCCGACGACGGAGAGCUCUCCGCCAAGCUCCAAUACAGUUGUUGCCGCUGCCGAGACCACUUCGUUGCCCAGCUCGGAAGUCGAUCAGGUGACCGAACUGGUGGAUGCCACCUCCACCACCAAUCCUGCCAGCACCGAUCCGCCUGCGAAACCUGCCGGCGGCGAAGAAGAAGAGCUGGAAAAAUCACAAAUUAAGAGCGGCAGAGAGGAAGCGCCUCGAAAUGGCGAGAGUGCUGCGGAAAGCGCUGUGGAGUCCGUCGAUUCGGGCGGUAAUCAGAGCGAGAGCGAGCAGGGCCAGGAACUGGGCCGCUGCUCGCUGCUGGCCUCCUCGCAGGAGAGCCUGCCCAGCGCCAGCUCUGCCUCGGUGGUCGAGGACGAGGAUGAGCGGGAGGAGCGCACAAACUAUAAGACGGCCAGCGAGCGGUCGGAGAGUAACAUGCGCCAGCAACAGGAGCACGCCAGCAUGUCGCCCUAUCACCAGCAGCGGCGCCACCACAACCACGCAGACAAGUCACGUGGGGGCGGAGGCGGACGCUUCAUGCCGCAGCAGAAUCCUAUGGGGAAGCCACCGCGAGGAAUGGGGACGCGCCACCACCUGCUACGCAACCCGACGCCCCUGUUCGGCGGUGUGCCGCCGCAGCAACAGCAGCAGCGCAUGGGCCUGGCCGGGAUGCAGCCGCUAAUUCAGCGCUAUGGAAUGCCGGGUAAUGCUCCAACCGCACAGCACCUGGCCUUGAUGAGUACGCCAGUGGGUGCUGCUCCCACGGCAGCCUGUCUGCUACCCCUGUCCCUGCCGAUUCACCCAUCCCACCCCCAGCAACAGCAGCAACAACAGAAACAGCAACAGCAAACACUGAACAAACCAACAUUCAUUCCAAUUCCAGGCCAGUAUCCGCCAACCCAGCCACCCAAUCAGUCACCACAACAGCAACAACAAGCACCGACCAACACCCCACAGCCCGCCUCUCCCCUCCACAAUCCCUCGCAUUCGCACAUGAUGCACCACGGCCACGGUCAUAGUCACAGUCACGGUCACGGGCACGGUCAUGGUCACAAUCCGCCCCACCUGCUGCCGCAUCCGCACGAGCAGGUGCGAGUGGGCCUGCUGCAGCCGCCGCCGCUGGCGUUCGCCAAUCCCAAUCCCGGCGGUCCCUAUCGGAACGGAGCGCUUCUGGGCCCGGGACCAGGACCGGGGCCGGGACAAGGACCCAAUCCCCACCAGCCCCCACACCAGUCCCAGGCGGGGAUGCGGCCACCGCUGUACCGCAACGCUCCGCCGACGUACGGCUAUGACCCGGCGGUGGGCCAUCCGCCUCAGCACUCGCCGCAGUUCAUGCGACCGCACAACGGGUGGCGGCCGCAGGGGGAUGCCGCCCGAAUGCCACGACCCCCGCUACAGACCCUGCCGCCGCACUUGAUGCCGGGUGCGCCGCCCAACUACGCCACCAAUGGCAUGGGAAUUCGGGGACCCCCUCCCCAGCAGCAGCAACAGCAACAGCAGCAGCAGCAGCAACAACAACAGCAGCAGCAACAACAGCAGACGCAGCAACAACCACAAGCAGUUCCGCCUCAGGCUGGCGGAAAUCCCAACAAUCCCUGCCAGGCGCCACAGCCAAAUGGACCACCACAACCGGCUGGCCCCGCCGCUGUUCCGCGGGUCGGCAAGGUGCUCAUCAAUCCGAAUUUCAAGGGAGGCGUCGAGGCGGCCACUAACAAGUUCAUCAAGGAGACGCACUUUAUGCCGGCUAUCAACAGCGAAGCGGAGCUUCUGCGCCAGCAGGAGGAGUUCAUCAACAAGAACCGGCAGUACUUCGAGAAGCGGCGCAAGGAACGCUCUCCGCCGCCGGCGGGCUCGGGGUCGAGUGGCGGCGCCUCAUCCUCGUUGCAGGCGGGCGAGAGGAGACGCACCCGCAGUCGCAGUCGCUCCCGGGGCCGAAGCUACUCCCCAGUCAAGCGCUCGGAGCGGGAGAGGGAGCGGGACCGAGAUCGCGAUAGGGAACGGGAGAGGGAGCGAGAUCGAGAACGGGAUCGAGAUCGGUACGGUGCGAACCGGGCACCCGGAAAUCGGAGUUUCCGCCGAGCAGCUAGUCGGGACCGCGACGAGAAUAGGGGAGGAGCAAGUGCUGGCAGUGGACCGGCGACCGGCGGUGGCACAUCAAGUGGAGGAGGCGGAGCAGCGCCGCCAAAGCGGAGGCGGAGCGGAUCACCCGGCUCCGGAACCCGCAAUCCCUUCUCCGGCGAGCCGCGGGGAAGGACCUCGGACACCGGCAGCCGCGUUGUGCCCAGCGACGAGGACGAGGAGACUCGCAACUACCGGCUGGAGAUCGAGAAGCAGAAGCAGCUGCGGGAGAAGAUCAUGCGGGACAAGGAGCUGAAGCGGAGGCGCGCAGCCGAGGAGAAGCUGCACGAGGAGAAACGCGCCGAGCAGCAGCACAAUUCGCCGGCCCGUGACGACCAGGAUCAGAUGGCAGUAGCGCCCGGAGCAGGAUCUGGAUCUGGAUCUGGAUCUGGAAGCGGAGGCAGUGCGGCGGCGAAGCAGCGUCCUGCCCCGACCAACGAACGCAAGGUGAUCUCGCUGAAGCGACGCGACGACCAGGAGACGGGCAACGGCCGCAGUCGCCAGUCUCAGACCCAGUCCCAAUCCCACUCGCAGCAGCAGCAGCAGACAACCCAAGUCCAUCAGUCGCAGCAACAGCCUGCUAGGAAGCAGCUCACGGCGGCUAAGAUAGCGCCCGAGGCCAAGAGGAGCAUAACCGAGCACCUGGCGCCGUCCUCGAAGCAGCACCAGACGGUGACUGCUAUGAAGACCCUGGGAUCGGGUGCUGGAGCCGGAUCGGCGGCUGGAGUUGUGGGACAUGGCCCAGGGGGAGGAACGCCUCCCAAGUCGCGGGACAUGAUGCGCCUGGGCACGCUCAGCGACGACGAGGUGGAGCUGGACUACGACGUCGACGACCUGCUGCUGGACGAGGAGGAUCGUUUGCUGGCCACGCCCUCGCCCCCGCCGCAGAAGACGAGCAGCAAGCGCUCGGCUACGCCGGAGCGGCUGGUUGUGAAGCGGAACCACAAGGCGGCGCCCAGCUUCGGCUCCAGCCAGCGGAGGGUGGUGCUCAAGCCGAACAGCAGCAGCAACGGCAGCGGCAGCGGCGGUGGCGGGGGAGACUCGCAGCAGCAGUCCUCGCAUGGGAGCAGCAGGAUGCGGGACAGGCGGCCCAGGGACGAGCAUCCACUUGCCCGGAAGAGCGGAGCAGAGGGAAGCAGCGGCGGCAGCAGUGGAGGUGGUGGGCGCGGAGGAAUCUUCGAUCGGCUGGAGAAGCGGCAGGCAUCUUCGGUGGGAGGCGGCCAUAGCAGCGGGCACAAGCAACGCAGCAAGGUGCCCACGCGGAUCGUACUCAAGCACGAUUAGGAAGGACUCGCCAGGGGAUUGCAGGAUCACUUGGAGCACAGAUCGCGCGAAGCAAGCAGUAGGAGUAGCAGCAGCAGCAGCGGCAGCAGCAGCAUCUCUAGCUCUAGAUUAAGUACAACCUUAAAUUGUGAAUGAUAAAUCUAAUCAUUAGUUAUUUUUGUUCAAUAAUUGUUUAUCUCUUUCGAGGAUAACACGCAAUAGCUGGAGCGUAAUUAUGAAUCCAAAACUAGGAGGAACCCCUAGCUAUAAGUAAAAAAACAGAGGCACAUAGGCACUUGUACGAUCAACAUCAGCUGGUUGGUCGUGCCGUGCCGUGCCGUGCGUAGAUUCUAGGCAACCAUGUAGGUAGAUCCGCCUAGUGUGUGGUGAGUAUGCCAGAGCGGUGACCAUAUAACACCUAGUUUGUAGCUGUAAGUGUACAAAUCCUAUCAAUGACUAAAACGUGCUUCGUUUUCUUAACCACAGUUUGUAUUUAAAGUUAGACUAAGCGGGACGCUUAAAGCUUGACCUGGACAAUUAGAAACCACACAAAUCGCAACCUAGCCUAUUGUAACCAAUUAAACGCAAGCAAACAAAAUAUACAGCCCUCUAUACUAUAUAUUUAUAUGGAUCUAUGUAUAAACACCUACCUAGUGUUAAGAGAACCCCCUAGAAGCGGGGCUGAAGGAGCUGAGCCUUGAGUAAAAUUUAUAAUUAUUUCUAUCCUCCCAAGGCUGGACACAAUCCAGAAGCGCUGAGCUCCCGAAGCUGCCGAUUAAUCUUACCAUUUUGUCACCUUGUAUUCAAAUUUUUUGAGACCCAACUCUGACCUGGAUAUUGCCUAUUAGGACCUCAUAUAUAUACAGAGCUGUUAUAUAUAUAGUACAUAUACUUUUAAACUGUGACCCGUUUUAUUUACACGAAAUUGUUUUGUCCUGUCCCGUUGUGUUCUUUGUAACUAAUAUUAAUCGAUAUAUACAGAAUUAUAUGUGCAACAAAUAUACUUGGAAUAUUAUAGCAAAGCAUUACCACAAUGGCCUAAUUAUGAACGAGGAGAGCGCAGUGGCAAUGCACCAGAUCGUAGCAUACUAUACAUAGCGAAGUAGGACCGGAUCAAGAUACCUAGCCUUAAGUGAUUGUACAUACACGAAGCGAACUCAUUUCAUUUCAUUUUCACUUUCAUUCGAUGUAACUGCUUAGGAAUAGAGACCCAAGAUCAGACUACCUACGGCCAUAACAUAACCCUUUAAAUUAUUAUAUGUGAAGAGCUUCGCAGCUCUAGGCUAAACCCGAUUGUUAUACCCCUAUCUAGACAUCUUAUACACAAACUAAGCUUACUCGACUCGGAAUCGGAAUCGGGUUGGGGACAGAAGUAAUAUUAUAAAUUGUAACUGAAUCUUAAGAGGCCGCACCAGGCAGAGUUAUAUAUGACACGAUAUAUAUAUUGUACUAAACCCAGACCGCUCUAAUCUAAUCUAAUAUAAUCUAAUCUAAUCUAACUUAACUUAAUGUAACUGAAUCUAAAUCUAAACAGAACUUAGCAAGUCUUGACUUUCAGAGCUUGUCUUAGCCUAGUUAUACCAUUAAUCAUGUGACGACACAUAGAGGAUGUAAACUGCUAUGUGGCGGAGGUCCUGGAAAGCCUGUAAGCUGUAAUUGUUGUAGGUUGCAACGCUAGAUACUACUUAAGAUAAUAACAUACACACCAACACACACACACACACACUAGCAACUAGCAACUAGUAACCGUAAUGCUACACAAUAUAAUAUAUACAUAAUAUAUGGAUUAAUAAAAACAAGUGGUAUAUCCGACUCGCUUGCCACAACAAGCGUGCGGAUGCAUAUAUCUGUAACAUCUAAA